Molecule: messenger RNA, 1052 nt
Organism: Eurytemora carolleeae
Lineage: Eukaryota; Metazoa; Arthropoda; Copepoda; Calanoida; Temoridae
Product: protein gooseberry
Exons: 1
Coding region: 27-962 (311 amino acids)
Biological process (GO): regulation of transcription by RNA polymerase II; anatomical structure development
Molecular function (GO): RNA polymerase II cis-regulatory region sequence-specific DNA binding; DNA-binding transcription factor activity, RNA polymerase II-specific
Source: RefSeq, a predicted model, not a curated record
AUUUCGAAAGGAGAAGAUAUACAGAGAUGACUCUUUUCUCUAGCUAUCAGUUCCAGGGCCAGGGCCGGGUUAACCAGCUCGGAGGUGUAUUUAUCAAUGGUCGACCUCUACCUAAUCAUAUAAGAUUGAAGAUUAUAGAGAUGGCUGCUGCUGGAGUAAGACCUUGUGUUAUUAGUAGACAGCUCAGAGUCAGCCAUGGUUGUGUUUCUAAAAUAUUAAAUAGAUACCAGGAGACAGGAAGUAUUAAACCCGGAGUUAUUGGUGGGAGUAAACCUAGAUCUGGAGCUGAUGAUAUAGAGAAGAAGAUUGAAGAGUAUCAAGAAUUAAAUCCUGGUAUAUUUAGCUGGGAGAUCAAGGAAAGAUUAGUUGAGGACGGAAUAUGUAAUCUAGAAUCUGUACCUAGUGUAUCCACUAUAUCUAGAUUACUACGUGGAGAAGGAGAAGAGAAACAGAACCAUAGUAUUGAUGGAAUACUUGGACCAGGUAGUGAUGAGUCUGAUAUAGAUACUGAACCUGGUUUAACAAUAAAAAGAAAACAAAGAAGAGCAAGAACAACUUUCUCUAAUUCUCAAUUAGAACUUCUGGAAGAAUACUUUCAAAGAGCUCAAUACCCUGAUGUAUACACUAGAGAGGAGAUAGGACAAAAGACCGGAAUGUCUGAAUCAAGAAUCCAGGUUUGGUUCUCCAACAGAAGAGCUAGACUCCGUAAACAGAUCUCCGGAGGAGUUAGUUCUGUAUCUCCUGUAUCCCAGUAUCAGGAUACAUCAUCCUACUACUAUAAUUACAAUUAUAAUCCUUUAGUUAACAUGUAUCAAGACUAUUCUCAGUACGGAUUCUUCUCUCAUCCCCAACCCCAACCUCAGUUUACACCUCAACCUAAACCUGUCAUGGCUCCGUAUAUGCCAGUGCUUUCAGAACCAAAACCUUCUUAUCCAAUCCAGACACAUGGUAGAGAAUUCUAAACCCUUUAGUCAGAUUAUAUUAAUUCAUUCUUUCUGUGAAGCCAUAUUUGUAUAAAUUGUCAGCCCUAUGUAAAAUAAAUAAUAUGUAGA